This is a messenger RNA of Botrytis porri, 1101 nucleotides long. RefSeq lists its product as uncharacterized. Bases 1 to 1101 code for a protein of 366 amino acids. Lineage: Eukaryota; Fungi; Ascomycota; Leotiomycetes; Helotiales; Sclerotiniaceae. The transcript is spliced from 3 exons. The record is from RefSeq and is a predicted model, not a curated record.
AUGACUACUACUACUACUCUCGACGGAUUGGUGGGUCUUCUCACUCCACCACCACGACCUUCCGCUCCAAUCCCUUACCAAAUCUCCAGCGGUACCGUAGCAUUGUUCCAGACCGAUACUGUGAUGACAUUACUUGCUGAUAUUAAAACGAGCGGACCAAUCCCGGAUCUAGGUGAUGCAGGUACAUGUAUUGACCUGGUUGGAACUGGAAGAACCGAGGCAGUUGAUCUCAUACAGGUCGGCUUGCACGACCAGAUUUCGAUGUUUUUCUGGAGAAAAGUUGAUCUCAAUAUGGGAGCCAUUGAGUUAUUUGAAGAUCUCGACUUCAGAGUCCGUUGGAAGACGCUUCAAGAUCGACAGACGGCUACAUUGUACAAUGCAGCAGAUGGCACUGGAACUUCAUAUGACAAUAUCAAAGGCUGGAGUACCAUGAAAGAGAUAGCUAGACUUUCGGACGUCCGCCUCAACGACGUAGUAAGCUCUUUCAAAUGGCAGAGUGUUAACCCUGUAAAAGAGGUUAUCAAGCCUUUUAACGUCACUGCUUCCAACUCAUCGGAUGAGGGAGGACUUACCUCUCGUGUUGACGGAACAAAUGAUACCCCCAAGCCACAAGCCAUUACCGUAACACUUCGCAAUUCCACCACUCAGCCCGUCACCGUUGAGACCUCUGAUAAACGCGUCACUGGCAUAACGACAAGCUUGACCCAGACAGCUAGUGUGGGAGUCGAAGGGGUAGCUUCUGCUUCAACUCAAUGGUCUGUCGCAGUCAAUUAUUCUUAUGAAAGAACCGAAACCUCGUCUACGAGUCAAACGAAGACAGUGGAACUCUCGGUUGCGCAGACUGUAAAUGCGCCGCCAAAAACUAGCUAUAUUGCUACCUUGCUAGUGAUUAUCGGGACGAUUCCUACGACUGAAUAUACCACCACUGCUGAGCGUUGGUACAAAGAUCCAGUUGCUGGAUCUAAGGCAGAUCCUCAGAACAAUGGCUGGUAUAAGAGGGUGGAAGAUGUAAGGCUUACCCUGACAGGUAGUUUGGCGUGCAGAACAAAGGUGGACAUGAAAGCUACACCGCUCAGAAACCCUUUGGUCCAAGUCCCUUGA